CUGUGCCUGCCGAGCUAAUUGAGAACAAUGACAACUACGCGUUUUAUGGCAUCUACGACUACGGCUUCCAUUUCCAUAACGUCGAGUUUACCGGUUUGCGCUUCUCCAUCUAAACAUCAAAUCUAGAAAUUCAGCAACUGCAGCAAUUUUACAAUUGCUGUGACGAUGCUGUCCGUAACUAGUCGCAACUUCCUGUGAACCAUCCUCACAUUUCCAUCGUUGCCGCUGCCGCUGCCGCUGCCGCGAUGGAUGUGCCUAAUCAGGGAGAUAUGGCUUGGACUUCAGUGCCUACGCACCUACUACUAGCCGAACUUCAGAAACGACAUGGCGCCGGCAAUUCCAAACCCGACAAUGAAAGACCAGCUUGCGGGUCAGGCGACAGAGGCGCAUACGAUACACCACUACAUGUAUUCGCUUUAUUCUUAAUUCUUACUCUCAGUGUUCUAGCAUGUGGAUUCCCUCUCUUCUCUCGUCAGUCGGCUAGAACCCGCCGAGCGAAUACUAUCGUCUUCCUUAGCCAACACUUCGGCACCGGUGUGCUUCUGGCGACCGCAUUCGUCCAUCUUCUCCCCACAGCUUUCAUAUCCCUUACCGACCCGUGUCUUCCGCCGCUGUUUAGCGAAUCAUACCAACCUAUGGCAGGUUUAAUAGCUAUGGCCUCCGUGUUGACAGUGGCGGCGCUGGAGUCGUAUCUAACUACAAGGGGCGCCGGCCAUUCGCAUGAUCACGCGUGGGAUUCUUAUGAUGAAGAUGCAGAGGAGAUUGAUGGCGUUCAGGUUAAUGGUGGUUUGGCAGCUAAACGGGCUGCCAGCCACAGGCCAACAGAUAUCGCACUUGGUGAUAUGAGCUCCAGUCAAGGUCUAAUGGCCGACGUUUCACCAUUGCCGAACACCACACCUACGAUCGUACUACCUCCGAGUUCGACUAGAUCAUUUGGUCGCAGAAGUCCAGAUGUGGACGAUGAUGUCAAUGACGAUCAUGAUGAGGAUCUCGAUAUUAAUCUCAAUGAACUCGAUCCUGUGGCGGACGAUGAUGCGCAGCCUCUUGCGCCAUCUAAUGGAACCGCUCAUGCGAACCGAUAUUCCGAGUCUGUAGCCCAAGCCCCCCUUACACCCGAAGAACAGAAACGACGAAUGCUUCAAUGUGUGCUCCUAGAAGCUGGCAUCCUGUUCCACAGCGUCUUCAUCGGUAUGGCCGUAUCUGUCGCAACAGGACCGCCGUUUGUCGUCUUUCUAGUUGCCAUCGCCUUUCAUCAGACCUUCGAGGGCCUAGCUCUCGGCUCCCGUAUAGCCGCGAUCCAGUUCCCACGUUCUUCUGUCCGUCCGUGGCUGAUGGUCUUGGCUUAUGGGCUUACUACUCCCAUCGGCCAGGCCAUUGGGCUUGCUGUCCACAGACUGUACGAUCCGCUCAGUCAGACAGGUUUGCUUAUGGUUGGUAUUAUGAACGCCAUCUCGAGCGGCCUGCUUCUGUUCGCCGGCUUAGUGCAAUUACUUGCGGAGGACUUCCUCACGGAGAAAAGCUACAAGUCGUUGAAGGGGAAGAAACGCAGGAACGCCGGAUUCGCCGUCUUAGCGGGAGCUACGCUCAUGGCCAUCGUAGGCGCUUUUGCGUGAAUUGCUUUUAUGUACUACCUCUUUCCGGGGGCGACGGCGUUUC
Annulohypoxylon maeteangense is the source of this 1656-nucleotide messenger RNA. RefSeq names its product Zinc/iron permease. NCBI's taxonomy places the organism in Eukaryota, Fungi, Ascomycota, Sordariomycetes, Xylariales, Hypoxylaceae. Gene Ontology annotation, molecular function: zinc ion transmembrane transporter activity. The record is from RefSeq and is a predicted model, not a curated record. Gene Ontology annotation, biological process: zinc ion transmembrane transport. The coding region runs from base 246 to 1613 and encodes 455 amino acids. Gene Ontology annotation, cellular component: plasma membrane. The transcript has 3 exons.